ACGCGCUUAAUAAAUAAAAACACGGCGCGUAUUCUUAAAUAUUUUUUUAAGCCUAUAUCUUGCGCUAAAGUAUUAAUAAACCCGUUAUUUUAUUUUAAUAAAGUCGAUAUUUUAAUAAAUCGAAAUAGUCUUAAGAAGCUUCUCGACUUUUAUUAA
Molecule: messenger RNA, 156 nt
Organism: Colletotrichum lupini
Lineage: Eukaryota; Fungi; Ascomycota; Sordariomycetes; Glomerellales; Glomerellaceae
Exons: 1
Source: RefSeq, a predicted model, not a curated record